AUGCCCCCAGAUGGCAAUCAGACAUCGGCACAAAUUAUAUCAGAAAUUCGGAAACGUCAAACGGUUUGCAUUUGUACUGGAAAUAUACAGAGACACCAGGAGUUGUUUCGACGAAUGUUCAAAAAUUCAGCGGAGGAGUUGCUCGCCGCGAUCACCUAUCAACUUGAUGGACCGAAUGGACCGGAACUGGAAAUGAUGUAUGACUUUUGCUAA
Messenger RNA from Gongylonema pulchrum, 213 nucleotides. NCBI's taxonomy places the organism in Eukaryota, Metazoa, Nematoda, Chromadorea, Rhabditida, Gongylonematidae. The record is from the annotation of a GenBank genome assembly.